GAAAGGAUCCUAUGCUUAAGAAUCUCAAAGAACACGAUCCCAAAUCCUCUUCUUGGCAAAUUUCCCCAAAAUCCACAAUCCUCAUGAAAACUUAUUACUAAAGUUGGACCAGAAGCUGACGGCUGCAUUUGAAGCCCAGAGGCCCUGGGAUUCUCUCAACCUGUAGAUGCCGCAUUGUUCAGGGCCUCCCACAUGCUCUGUACUGAGUCAGAUACAGAAAGACGAGACGGUUACCAUUCCUGACCAAGUAAAGCUUACAGACUAGCUGAGGAGAUGCAGUUUAAGAACCAUGACACAGGGCAGAGCUGCAUCAGAGGCAGAGAACAAAUGGCCACAUUAUCUGAAAUGGUCUACAAGCCAACCACAUGCUCGCAGAGGGGCGAGAAUGGGGUGCAAGAAUCUCCAGAUGGGCAUUUGAUUCCAGAACUGGGCUUGUUGAUCCCUCAGCUCGCACCACUUUCUGUAAGAUGAAAACUGCCUUACGCUGCACCCACCCCCACCCCCUCCCUCCUAAAUGCCUGCUUCAAUUCGAUCCAGAAAGUUGUCAACGGACAUCACCUAUGUGUAGGGCCCCCAGCUAAGAAUUCAAGGAUAGAUGAUAGACACUCCAUGCCCUUGAGGCAUUCAUAGCUUGGUAAAGGGGAAAAUCCAUGAAUUAAUAAUUCUGUGUCUCAAGUCUUUGUAAAAUGCUGUACAAAGAGCAUGGCAGAGAGGGCCUCUACCUCUGCCAGGGGACCCAGAGAGGCGCCCAUCAUUUGAGGAGGAUACAAAGGGAUGAAUCAGAUUGUGCUUGGUGGCAGAAUGAUGGAAAAGCACAUGCGGAGAGGAGAGAGCACGAGCCGGAAGGUAGGAGGGCGCAGAGUGUGCCCGCGGGGUGCGUGUGUCCAGCCUUUUUCUCCGGCUGGUGAGCGCGGAGCCUCUGCCUUUGUAAACGGGACUCUGUGAACAUGCAGAGAGGCCGAGUGGAGGCGCUCUGACCAGUGCCACCGCCCACAGCCUGCAGCUCCGAGGAACCACUUCAUAACCGGAGGGAGGGGCUGAAGGCGGCCAUCCGAAGACGUGAAUGGGGGAUGGGGCUGCACCUGAAAGCCGGCUUCAGGUUCUCCAGGGAUGACGAUGAUGAUGCUGGCCGAGGAGGAUGUAGGAAAUUCUCAAAAUCUGCUGAGGUUAGGCCCUAGAAAAUUCUUCCUGAUCACAGACAUCAGCAGGCAUGGUGUGGGGCCCACAGGGGGCUGGGCAGAAUCCUCUUUCUUCCCCACCCUCACCCCCCCACCGAAGCAUAUUCAUCAGGACAGACUUGCUUGGCGCCUGAGGCUCUGCAGGGCAAGUCCUGGCUGAGGACAGGGCUGCGCACACUAAGAUGUGGUCCCCCGACUCCCCCGGCCCACGUGUUUGCCCGGGUUCUGCAGCGAGUUCCCUCCAGGCGUCAGAUCCUGCGUCCUGGCCACAGAGCUCCCUGAAGACCGAGUCCAAGCCCCUGUGGUGCAGGUGGGAAACCGGGGCCCAGGGAGGGGACGGGCUUGCCCAGGAUCGCACAGAGCCGGAGCCGGGGCCUAGGUUUCCCGUCAGGCCAGGGUUGCCCUUUUGUCCAUAUGAUCCUUUCCCUCUGCACCUCGGUCUCCCCUGCCCCAGCCCUGCGACUGUGUGCCUCAGUGCCCUCAGAACAGAUGGCCUUGGCAGGCCUCUCUGCCCCGGGGCACCAGGUGAAGGGGCGGACCUAACAGCCUGGCCCAAGGGGCAGUGCUGGCCUGCAGUGUUCCCCGCGCCAGCUGGCGUGGAGGCGGCUUCUCCGUGCGCCAGAACCUGGUCACCGAAGGAGCGUGUGCGCCUGUUCCCCUGGCCGCCAGUGUCUAGCGAGAGGCGGAACAGGGGCUCUGUGGCGGGGAGGAGGGGCGGCCCUGCGGCCCGGAGGAUGCCCCGGAAGCAGACGGCUUAUUUGGAGCAAAGUCCUUCUGACCUCCCACAGCCAGAUCCCACCCCACGCCCCGUCCCCGGCGCAUCUCCCCCUGCCCUCCUCUUCCCACGCUGUUUAUUCCCUGCGACUGUUCGUUCAUUCCCCCGCCACCUGCUCCCACUCUCCCUUCCCCCUUCCUCCGCGUCACACAACGGCCAUUGGUCCCCCGCCACACGCUCUUCCAGCUUUGCGGUCACACGCACAGCCAGUCUCAUUCCCCACGGGCACCGGCUUCCCUCCUCCCCGACAAAGAGCCUUUUCUGACCCGGGCCUCAGGUCCUAGGCCCUCUCCCAGCUUCUGCUCCUGCUUUCACAAGCUGGCCGGGCGCGCAGUCCAGUUCCUGUGGGUCUCAGGGAGAGUCCGCAGGGGGCGGGUGUGACCUGUGUGGGAACCGACUCAGCAUCACCCGUGCAGGCCUUCAGCUCCCUGCGAACCUGCAGGAGGGGGUGGGCGGUGCGGGCGGCCGUUCUCAUCUAAUCCGAGACUCUCAUUAGGAGAAGCACAAGGCGUGCUGAUGGAACGGAGGUGGCAGGGGCUGCGGACAGAAGUCUGGCCAGCUGACCCUGUGGCUGCCCCGCUCAUGGGCAGGGAGAGAGGCCGGGUGGAAACAUCAGGACCCCAGCUGCUUUCUGGACAGCAGGGAUAUACUCCCUGCUGAGGGCUACUAGGCACAUACCUCCCCGACCAGAGCACAGCCCCCUCCCUUUCUCAGACACACACACACACACUCUUUAGUAUCCACCUCAAAUGGUGGGAGCCCCGUCCCUGCAUGUGCCCCCACCCCUCUCUGAGAGUACAGAAUCUGAGGCGGGGGCUGUCCCUUACGGGGUGCGAACUGCCUGCCCCUCAAAGUGGCUGGGCCAGAAAGGUAGCCGGCAGACAGAGGGGAGAAGAGGGUAGGGGCAGGAGUGGAGUAGGGAGAGGAAGAAAGCAUUCCCUCCGAAUAAGCAAAAGACCUGGCCGGGCCCCUGAGGAAGGUGGAGGGAACGCAGCGGGAGGCCAGGAAGAAGGGAAGUCUGAUUGGCCGCCUGCUGGCCUUGGCCGGCUCCCCUCCGGCCGCUGUCUCCUCAAGCCCCACUGCAGAGGCCAGGCUGUCAGAGUGCCUGCUUCCCUGGAAGCUCCGAGGCUCCGAUCAGAACCACAGGAGUGUAGCUGGACCCCAUGAAGCUCCUGGCUUUCCUGAGCUUGCUGGCCCUGGCGUCGCAGGAAGCACGCACAGCUUCCCUCCCAAAGCAGGAGCUGGAGAGGAGAGAAGACGGCCUGCAAGGGGAGGCUGACUUGUCCACAGCUCUGCCUCUGGGGAACUAUGGCCUGAGCCUGGACAGCUACGAUGAGGUCAUUGACCUGAGCAGCUAUGAGCAGCUCCCAGACUAUGGGGACCAGCUCCCUGAGGUUCAGGUAACAAGCCUGGCGCCUCCAACUGGGAUCAGUUCCACUCAGAACACUAUGAGUCCAAGGGCACCCUCUUCAAACCCCACCGUGACCAGGCCUACAAUGCCAGGCCUGCUGGGCUCCCCAACCAGCCAGGCCCUGCCCACCUGUCUCGUCUGCGUGUGCCUCGGUUCCUCUGUGUACUGUGACGAUGCCAACCUGCACAUCAUCCCUCCCCUUCCCCAGACAACCGCCUACCUGUACGCUCGCUUCAACCACAUCAGCCACAUCCGGGCAGGAGACUUCAAAGGGCUGACAAAACUGAAGAGGAUUGACCUCUCUAGCAACUGCAUCUCCUCCAUUGAUGCCGAUGCCCUCUCCCUGCUGCCCGAGCUGCAGGAGCUGAUCCUCCCGGAGAACCAGCUGGCGGCUCUGCCUAAGCUGCCCCCCGGCAUUGAGGUCCUGGACGCCCGCCUGAAUCGGCUCCAGAGCUCGGGGCUCCAGCCUGAGGUGCUCAGGACGCUGGAGAAGCUGCAGUCCCUGUACCUGGCCAACAACCUGCUGGACUCCGUCCCCUGGCCCCUGCCCCUGAGCCUGCGCUCACUACACCUGCAGAAUAACGUGAUAGAGCGCGUGCGGAGAGACGCCUUCUGUGACCCCGAGGCGCACAGACGCACCCGGAGGCGGCUGGAGGACAUCCGCCUGGACGGCAACCCCGUCAACCUGGGCCUCUUCCCCAGUGCCUACUUCUGCCUGCCCCGGCUCCCCAUAGGCCGCUUCUCCUAGCUCAGCCCUGUUCCUCCCGGGCAGGAGCCCUCCGAGGACGCCCCUCGCGGGCCACAGGGCCCAGUGCCCUGCCUCUGAGUGCCUUUCAUCUUAAUCAGCCUGACGUUCAGUUGUGGGGAUCAUCCCCCACCCGCCAGCACACGCUCGGAGAUGUCCUUCAGCAGCCAAACCUGCAUCUCUUCAUCCCCUUUCCUCAAUGCCUUAUGUUUCCUGGCUCAGAGAACAGGGUCUGUAGCAAGGUUUUUUCCCACGAUCCCCAUCCCUCCUACCCGCACAGAUGCCGGGAGAGUCGUGUAAGAAGAGGGCAGGGAAGGAGGGAGAGGGGCACGCAGCGGUGUGCUGGGGCCAGCUCUUCCUACUGGGCUUGCAAGGACGCAUUAUUCAUUACAUUUUCCAGCAUUUUGCAAGCCAGUUGUUAAACACAGUCGUCAUUAAAAAUUGUAUUAUAAAAACUUGCAAUCAAGUAUAUCAUGUUGAAAACACAAGUAAUAAAUACUCAAAUGCAUCACUUUCCAAGAAUUUUACUCUAUUUUAUAGCUGACCACGUUCUUGAAUUUAUCUCCGCCCUGGUAUCUGUAGGCAGAAAUACUGUGGGCUGACGUGCAACGCUGCUCGCAGGGACGUCACAUUGGAAGUUUGAAAUUGGCCACAGUAGGGUAUUUAUGCCAUGGAAAUCAGUGACUAGUAGGACUGUUUUUUUCUGAGAGCUGGUUGUUCAGCCUUUGCCAGCGCACCAGAGAAGGAACAGCCGUUUGAACUAGCCUUCCCCCUUCCCAGGGCACCCCACUGGUAGGCUUUCUUUAAUUUCUUCCUGUUCCUAGGCCUUGCUGUUGUAUUUGGAGGGAGCCAUCCGUAAGGACGGAGAGCUGACGUGACU
This is a messenger RNA of Manis pentadactyla (Chinese pangolin), 4989 nucleotides long. RefSeq names its product opticin (gene OPTC). Bases 3117 to 4112 code for a protein of 331 amino acids. Gene Ontology annotation, molecular function: protein binding. The transcript is spliced from 7 exons. The record is from RefSeq and is a predicted model, not a curated record. Lineage: Eukaryota; Metazoa; Chordata; Mammalia; Pholidota; Manidae.